This is a messenger RNA of Procambarus clarkii (red swamp crayfish), 1395 nucleotides long. The record is from RefSeq and is a predicted model, not a curated record. Lineage: Eukaryota; Metazoa; Arthropoda; Malacostraca; Decapoda; Cambaridae.
AUGAGUAAACUCUCGCCAAUUAAAUUAAACAAUCGUACCAACCCAACUCUACAGAUGGUGCCCAACCAUACUGAUUGUGCCCAUGCCUACAGAUGGUGCCCAACCCUUCAGAUGGUGCCCAACCCUGCAGAUUAUGCCCAACCCUUCAGAUGGUGCCCAACCCUGCAGAUUAUGCCCAACCCUACAGAUUGUGCCCAGUCCUACAGAUUGUGCCCAACCCUACAGAUUGUGCCCAACCCUUCAGAUGGUGCCCAACCCUGCAGAUUAUGCCCAACCCUUCAGAUGGUGCCCAACCCUGCAGAUGGUGCCCAACCCUUCAGAUGGUGCCCAACCCUGCAGAUCGUGCCCAAUCCUACAGGUUGUGCCCAGUUUUACAGAUUGUGCCCAACCCUACAGAUUGUGCCCAACCCUACAGAUCGUGCCCAACCCUACAGGUUGUGCCCAGUUUUACAGAUUGUGCCCAACCCUGCAGAUGGUGCCCAACCCUUCAGAUGGUGCCCAACCCUGCAGAUCGUGCCCAAUCCUACAGGUUGUGCCCAGUUUUACAGAUUGUGCCCAACCCUACAGAUUGUGCCCAGUCCUACAGAUUGUGCCCAACCCUACAGAUUGUGCCCAACCCUACAGAUUAUGCCCAACCCUACAGAUUGUGCCCAGUCCUACAGAUUGUGCCCAACCCUACAGAUUGUGCCCAGUCCUACAGAUUGUGCCCAGUCCUACAGAUUGUGCUCAACCCUUCAGAUGGUGCGACCCCCUACAGAUUGUGCCCAACCCUACAGAUUGUGCCCAACCCUACAGAUUAUGCCCAACCCUACAGAUUGUGCCCAGUCCUACAGAUUGUGCCCAACCCUACAGAUUGUGCCCAGUCCUACAGAUUGUGCCCAACCCUACAGAUUGUGCCCAACCCUACAGAUUAUGCCCAACCCUACAGAUUGUGCCCAGUCCUACAGAUUGUGCUCAACCCUUCAGAUGGUGCGACCCCCUACAGAUUGUGCCCAACCCUACAGAUUGUGUCCAACCCUACAGAUUAUGCCCAACCCUACAGAUUGUGCCCAGUCCUACAGAUUGUGCCCAACCCUACAGAUUGUGCCCAGUCCUACAGAUUGUGCCCAACCCUACAGAUUGUGCCCAACCCUACAGAUUAUGCCCAACCCUACAGAUUGUGCCCAGUCCUACAGAUUGUGCCCAACCCUACAGAUUGUGCCCAGUCCUACAGAUUGUGCCCAACCCUUCAGAUGGUGCGCAACCCUACAGAUUGUGCCCAACCCUACAGAUUGUGCCCAACCCUACAGAUUAUGCCCAACCUUACAGAUUGUGCCCAACCCUACAGAUUAUGCCAACCCUACAGAUUGUGCCCAACCCUACAGAUUGUGCCCAACCCUACAGAUAGACAACUGA